Messenger RNA from Limanda limanda (common dab), 1926 nucleotides. RefSeq names its product chromosome 16 C2orf49 homolog (gene tslig2). The transcript has 4 exons. The coding region runs from base 1 to 564 and encodes 187 amino acids. Gene Ontology annotation, cellular component: tRNA-splicing ligase complex. Gene Ontology annotation, biological process: embryonic morphogenesis. The record is from RefSeq and is a predicted model, not a curated record. Lineage: Eukaryota; Metazoa; Chordata; Actinopteri; Pleuronectiformes; Pleuronectidae.
AUGGCGGCCUCCAUACAACACGGCAGAAAGGCUGAUGGCAGCUCGGAUGUGGAUCUGUUAUUACACCCUGAGCUGCUGUCUCAAGACUUCAUGCAGCUCAUUUUAACUGAGAAACGUGUCAGCACCAGAGACUGCGGGAGUCGGGACCGGCUCACGGAGCUCUACCUCCGGCAUGUCAUCCCGCUGCCGCAGCGGACUCUGCCCGACAGCCGCUGGGGCAGGAGGGUGCAGAGGAGCCGGGGAGCGCCGGACGCUGACAGCUCCAGUAAUGACCACAAGAGGAAAAGGCCUCUGAUCGUGUUCGACAGCAGCUCCUCUCAUUCCGGCGCCCUGAAAGUGAGGAAACCAGAGGGAACCACCGCGUCAACAGGGAUCACUGACAGGUUAAAACCUCCUCCAGCUGCAAACCGGUCCAAUCCCAUCCGCAAACUAUCAGGCAACACCUCUUCCUCGUCCAUUCAUUGCAGCACUGACACGGCAAACCUCAAACGAGAAGCAAACAGCUCGGUUCCACUCGAGUCUCCAGAGUCGAAGAAAAAGAUCCAGCAUGUGACGUGGCCCUGACCUCUGACCCCUCUUCGCUCAAACCUGACGAGAGCUCGGGCUCUGGAGGACAAAAUUGCUCCCCUCCCGUCACUGAACACCCAGCUGAGGUUGCUCACUCCCUAUUUGUUCUCCCCAUCACAGUCCUCUCACUAAUUGCAUCAGGGAAGGAGGCGAAAACCCUUGUGUGUCCAGGUGUCCUCCCUGCUCUCGAUCAGUUCUGAGAGCUGACAAAAUGGAGCAGUGUAGCUUUCCUCAACCUCAAGUGCCCUUACCCUAAACGAUCGGCGACUCCAGAACGCCUUUCAGGAGAAAUGAAAUACUCACAUUAUGUUUCUCUGGAUGAGUCGGUUUUGGUUAUAGGGCCUUGAGUAUUGGUUUGCACUGAUGUAAAGGUGAGAUUAUUGGAUUGGUGUUUUUGAAAAGAGUCAAACGGAGGCUAAACUCUUCUCACAGUCUGAGACACAGAGCGGCAAAGUGUGCGAUAGCCAGGAGGCAUUGUGAAGAUAUUUUGUUGAAGUAUUUUUAAAAAAAGUCGUGUUUUAUUUGGUUGGUGUACACAUUAAAUGAAACACUACAUCCACAUUGAACAUGCAGGGCAUUUUAGAAAGUGUUUGUGUGCUUUGAGUUACUUUUAUUUUAUAUUAGUGUAGUCACAGAGAAAAAUUGCUUUCCAAGUUGUAUUCGGAAUCCUAAUCCUAGAGAUGUUCCAGUGACAUUUUUCCCUUCCCGAUUUCGAUACCUGGACUGAUAACAAGUACUGUUCCGACAACACUGCAAUAAUACAAAAAAAUAACUUAUAUGUAAUGUUACAGCUGUGUGCUACUAACCUUGCUUGGAAGUUAUGGUUUCUACCAUUGUUUUAUGGCCAAACAUAUACAGAGAAUGAAUACCAUAAAACUUAUUUUAUCAUCUAGAAUGACAGUCAAGUGAAAAAGAACAAUUGCUUCCUUUAAAUACUUCCAGCGUGGUAUUGCUGAGAAUGUAUGUGGCUCUGGCUAAUGCCACACUGCUGGAAAUCACUUCUUCUCUGCUCUAAAAUACAGUACUUGCUAGUGGCAGUAAAGCACAUCUGCUGUUUUGAAUCCAGGAUUUUCGGCAGUAUCAAGCAUUGUCCAUGCUGGUAUCAGAAAGCUUCCACGUAAUCCACUACUUAUUGUUGUUGCGCAGACGAAGCAGCGAACUUUGGUUUAUCAAUUUCAGCUUUUAGUGAUUUAGGAGAAAAGGGAAUAUGGACGAAAUGGAGAAUAAAGCAGGUUUAUUUGAUAUUGUGGAUAAUAAUUGUAGCCAGAGUUGAUCAAAAACACAUGGUAACAAGAUUACUGUCAGAUCAAGUUUCAUGUUUGUAACAACGUUUUCAAAUAAAUUGUCCAAUACAAUGAA